UAUUUGCCUGCAAACUAUGGCUUAUCAAUGAAUUACCGCUAAUAAUGUCACUCGCCGAAAAACUGCAAAACUUUUUUUGUUAAAAAAAAUUAUCAAAUAAAUAUAGAGCAGUGAUGCUAGUGUCGAUAGCAUGGGUGCCCGCUGCAUUGGCUGGGCUCAUUGCGGUCCAUUUUGCCCAGAAGCGGUGCUUCCCUUACUUCUGGAAAGACGUCUUCUACUUAUGGAAAGUAAUCCAGUACGGCGUGAGGCUGGAGCUGUACAAGAGGAGACGCAGGGUCUUCACAGUUCUGGACCGAUUCGUGCAGCGGGCUGAGCAGAUCCCCCGCAAGCCGUUUGUCAUUUAUGAUGGGGUCCCGUACACUUAUCGAGACGUGGACGAGAGGAGCAAUAAAGUCGCUCAUGUCUUUGAGGAGCACGGGGCAGCGAAGAAGGGCGACACUGUAGCACUGCUCAUGAACAACGAACCCGACUUCAUCAACGUCUGGUUCGGCCUCAGCAAGCUGGGCUGCGCCGUGGCUUUCCUCAACACCAACAUCAAGGGCAGAUCGCUUCUGCACUGUUUCAGCUGCUGCGGAGCCAAAGUCCUCAUCGUCGGUGCAGACUUGCUGGACAUGUUGGAGGACAUUCUGCCCAACCUUCUGGAGGACAACAUCAGCAUUUGGGCUAUGAAAGCGGAGAGCUGCCUACCCGGGGUGCAGACCCUGCUGGACAAGGUGGAGCGGGCCCCUGCCCGGCCUGUUCCAGCGGAACGCAGGGUGGUCACCUCCCUCAAGACCCCCGCUCUCUAUAUCUAUACGUCAGGAACCACUGGGCUACCUAAAGCGGCCGUGGUCACGCACAUGCAGUCCACGAAGGCGGCCGCGGGCUUCUGGGCAUACGGCGGUCAUGCGGAUGACAUCAUCUACAUCCCACUCCCCCUAUACCACAGCGCUGCUUCACUCAUUGGCAUCGGGGGGACCAUCGAGAUGGGGGCGACCUGUGUUCUGAAGAAGAAGUUCUCAGCCUCACAGUUCUGGAAUGACUGUCGAAAGUACAACGUGACCAUCAUCCAGUACAUCGGAGAGCUCUGCCGGUACCUCUGCAGUCAGCCCAAGUCAGAGAUGGAUCGGCAGCACAAAGUGCACAUGGCUGUGGGGAACGGCCUGCGGCAGGACGUGUGGCAGGAGUUUCACCGGCGCUUCGGCGAGAUCCGCAUGUGCGAACUGUAUGGCUCCACCGAGGGCAACCUCUGCUUCAUGAACCACGUGGGCAAGAUCGGCGCUGUGGGCCGGUCCAACUUCUUCUACAAGCUUUUUUUUAAAUACGUCCUUGUGAAGUACGACAAAGUCAGAGAUGAACCUGUACGCAAUAAGUAUGGAUUCUGCAUACCUGUAGCAAAAGGUGAAACUGGUCUGCUCCUGUCCAAGGUCAACGCACAGACCCCGUUCUUCGGCUAUGCCGGGAGCAAGCAGCUGACAGAGAGGAAGCUGCUGCGGGACGUGUUCGCCAAAGGGGACAUGUAUUUCAACACGGGCGACCUGAUGGCCGAAGAUAAGGAGGACUUCAUCUACUUCAAGGACAGAAUUGGCGACACCUUCAGGUGGAAGGGGGAGAAUGUGGCCACAACGGAAGUGACUGAAAUCCUCGGGCUUCUGAACUUCAUCCAGGAGGCCAAUGUUUAUGGUGUGGAAGUCCCAGGACAUGAAGGGAGAGCUGGAAUGGCAGCAGUCAUUAUCAGACCUGGGAGCAACUUUGAUGGAAAGAAGCUAUUCCAUCAUGUGCUUGAUCACCUACCAAGCUAUGCUCGGCCGAUUUUCAUUAGAAUUCAGGAAUCGAUGGAGCUGACUGGAACCUUCAAGCAACAGAAGUUUAAACUAGUAGAUAGUGGCUUCAGUCCUUCAGUGAUCUCUGACCCACUUUAUGUCCUGGACAAUGUAGAUAAGAGCUACAUCGUACUGACCAAUGCAGUGUAUAAUCGCAUUGUGUCUGGGCAACAGAAGCUAUAGCAGUAUCAAAAACACACCUUAACACUUUUGUUGGAUUUCACUCCUCAAGAAAGUACUAGCUAUUAAGGUGGGACACUUGUAAUGCUAGGCUUAAGGUCACACAAAAUAAUAUCCAGACGCUAGUGAUGGCCAAAUGAAGCUUCAUGAACCAUUUGCUGUAUUUUGUGACCCCCACUAGAUGGUGCUCUCUAUUCAGAAAAAGGACUCAAAGCAAACCAAUACUGCCAUCAAGUGGGAUAAAAAAAAUACAGCAAAUGGUUCAUGAAGCUUCAUUUGGCCAUCACUAUCAGACUCUGCUCUGAGUAAUGAAGUACUAAAGUAUAAUAAUAAUGUUGUGCCGACGUGUGUGUGGAGAUAACUGAGUGAAGUUUAUAGUAGCCAUAAGUGAGCCACAGUCCUAAAGCUCUGAGCUAAAGCUAAAGCUUUGGCUAUUUAUUCAUAUUUUUUACAUUACUGAUGUCCCAAGUGGUACUUUCUCGCUCCUGUUGUGAAACAGACCCAGGACAGCAGGCAUUAUGACUUCUGGACCAGUGAACUUAUUACAACCUGUCAUUUCCUGCUAUUGUCAUGUCAGUGAUUUGGGUUUUUCACAUGUGACUUUUGUCAUGAAGUCGUAUGGUCUCAGUUGAAAGAUGUGAAAUGAUUACUGUAUUGUUGCAUAGACUCAGAAUGGGGUAUAAUAAGGUUUGAGAACCAUUUCAUUACUAACAUAUCGCAGAAUAUCUUAGAACUGACUGAAUUUUUUUGCUGACAGUUUCACCUUCUAUUUCAGGUAAAAUUUAUUCUGAACUAUUUGCAAGGUUUCAUGCUUAAACAAAACUAUUUAUAAGACAGAAAUAAGCAUUAUGUAACUGUUAUGUACUGGAAUUGAUUAAUGGAAACUUAUGUAUGUUGUUUUUGGACCAGAACGUUGCUUGCAUAGAAAUCAGCUUUAUUGAAUUAAGUUAUUAUUAUUAUUUUUUAAAUACAUCAACUUAAGAUGCAUGGCUGUUUUUUUGAAUCACAGCUGGUAUGGUGGUUCUUUGGGUAACACUAUUAUGUCACACCACCAGGGCUGUGGGUGUAAAUCCUACCCCCAUGUGUGUCUAAGUGGAAUUUGCAUGUCCUCCCUGUAUUUUGUGAGAUACCAUGGUUUUCCUCCAGUCAGUGUAAAGCAGACAUGCAGUCAGGUGAACUUGUGUCCCAAAAUUGCCUAUUGUGUGUGUAUCCUGUGAUGGACUGGCAUCCCAUCCACAUGCCCACCCACCCCCCAUCCCAAACUGAAUAUUAAGUGGUUAUAAGCUAUAUGAAUGAACGGUUUUUAAACCCUGUUAUACCCCAGUCCUGACAGUUUGGUGACAGUUUCUGAUAGGGACCUUUCAAUCAACAAAAACUACAACUGUACUUGGUUUGCACUCAGUGGCCAAUUUAUUAGGUACAUUGGCAAACAGCCUGAUCAUUCAAAGAGUGAAUACAAUACAUACACCAUGCAGACAGGGUUAGGAAAUUCACUUGCUGUUUGGUUAAGCAUUAGAGUGGCCGAGGCACCUGAUACAAGUGGUUUUUGAAAGUGUGAUUGUUGGUGCCAGACAUGGUGGUUCCAGCAUCUCUCCAGAAACAGACGCUCUCCUGGGAUUUUCCCACACCACAGUUUACAGGGAAUGGUGUAAUGAACAAAAAAGCAUUUAGUCAAUGGCAUUUCUGAACACACAGCUCAUCCGGGAUCAAUAGUGGGUUGUACCUUCUACUAGCUUGGUGAACAUCUUGAAGUGGCGACUGACUGUUCAUUGCAUGUAACAAAAAUCUUGAGUUACAAACUGGUCAGAAGUGAGUGUUUUUUUUUUAUUUCAACUAAAAUAACACUGUGCAUUUGUACCCAUAACUAAGGAUGAGAUGUGAUACUCAAAACUCUUCACCAUGUCAUAAAACAUCACUAAAUCAGUAUUUCCCGAUCUGGACUUUGGGGGCCCACAAAGCUGGAAGGAAGCAAAAAUGUGGACUGUCUUGCAGGGGGCUCAGAAGAAGCAAAAUCAUGGACUGGCGGUGGGUCCACGAGGACUGGAUUGGGAAAAAUUGUACUAAAUGUAUGUACUCAGGGUAACCAUGAACACUUACGCGUACUACGUCAUGAUCUCUCAUUACCUCAUUCUACGAAAAAGACAGCAACUGAUGGAAUAAGCUUUGUAUUAUUAGACAAACUGUGUUGCAUUAUACCCUUUAUUAGACUUUUGAGCUAGUUUGAAUUUUUAGGUUUACUACUGUGAAAAGACUGACAGUACAGUGGAUCCCCAAAGCCAGAAAAGAUUAACUUCUGCGUUGGAGAUAUGCUAAACACCGAAGUUCCUUUUACAAGUAACAAUUUUUAAAACAUAUUUUUAUAAUAUUGUCUGAAUCUCUAUAGCAAUUGCGUACAUAUAGAAAAUUCUACUUUUUAAAAGCCAUAUGAAUAACACAGAUGGCUUUUGUUAAUGUGAAUAAGUAUUCGAUGAAUAAAAUUUGAAUAACUGCAUAA
Brienomyrus brachyistius is the source of this 4476-nucleotide messenger RNA. RefSeq names its product solute carrier family 27 member 6 (gene slc27a6). The record is from RefSeq and is a predicted model, not a curated record. Lineage: Eukaryota; Metazoa; Chordata; Actinopteri; Osteoglossiformes; Mormyridae. Gene Ontology annotation, molecular function: long-chain fatty acid transmembrane transporter activity; long-chain fatty acid-CoA ligase activity. The transcript is spliced from 10 exons. Bases 114 to 1985 code for a protein of 623 amino acids.